ACAGGCAAAAGUGUCCAAGUUCUUAUCAUAUUUUUUAGGGGGGAAGGAUUCAAGUGUCCAAAUUCUCUUAAUCGUAACAUAUAGAAAGAACAUGACCCCACGCUGUUCACUAAUUUAAUUACCGCUGUUCUUAAACAACGGCGCUGACAUCUGCCCGACUUCCACCCUCCAAAUCAAAAUUUACGUUUUUCUGUUACACUAACAAUUGGACUCUCUCUUUCGUCUUUCUUACCAGUUUUCUUCCAUGUCAAUUCUUGGAAUAUGAACACCGCUUUUUGCGUUGCAAGACUACCAAAUUCUUGCAACAACAACAACAGUAGCAGCUGCUAUACAAGAGGAGAAAGAAAGAUCCAAUCAACUACACCAGGAUUCCGCCGGUUGUAUAAAUUAAUUCAGAUUCUGGGGUUUCUCUUCAAGAUUCCAAGGUUAUGGAGUUGGAAGCUGGAAACUUGAAUCUUGCAUACAACUACAUUUGAGGGCUUAUUCAUAGUCAUUAAUCCUUAAUUGAUAUUGAUAAUUAAUUAUUAAAAAUUAAAAAUGUUGUUGAGGGUGUCUCUGUUGAUUUCUCUUGUGGUUGUUUGUGCUUCGGCCAAUGAGAAUGGUUACCCAAGAUGCAAUUGUGAGGAUGAGGGGCUAUGGAGUGUUGAGAGCAUUCUAGAAUGUCAAAGGGUGAGUGAUUUCUUGAUUGCUGUUGCCUAUUUUAGUAUCCCAAUUGAGCUCCUUUAUUUUGUUAGCUGCUCAAAUGUUCCUUUUAAGUGGGUUCUGUUCCAAUUCAUAGCCUUCAUUGUUCUUUGUGGUAUGACCCAUUUGCUUAAUGGUUGGACUUAUGGUCCUCAUGCCUUUCAACUCGCCGUCGCGCUCACCACUUUUAAGUUUUUAACUGCUCUUGUCUCUUGUGCUACUGCCAUUACCCUUAUCACCCUCAUCCCUUUGCUUCUCAAAGUCAAGGUCAGAGAAUUUAUGUUGAAGAAGAAGACUUGGGAUUUGGGUAGGGAGGUUGGUAUGAUUAAGAGACAAAGUGAGGCUGGAUGGCAUGUUAGGAUGCUUACUCACGAAAUUCGAAAGUCUUUGGAUAGGCAUACUAUCUUGCAUACUACCAUGGUUGAGCUGUCUAAGACCUUGGAUUUGCAGACUUGUGCUGUUUGGAUGCCUAAUGAGAAUAGGACUGAGGUCAUUUUGACUCAUGGAUUGAAAGGGAGGAAUUUUCAGAGUUUCAGCCACUGCAGAGUGCCCUAUGCUGACCCUGAUGUCAGAAAGAUUAAGGAGAGAGAUGAGGUCCAGAUACUCAGACCAGAUUCAGCCCUUGCUGUUGCCAGCAGUGGAGGAUUGGAACAUUUUGGUGCUGUCGCUGCAAUACGUAUGCCAAUGCUCAAGGUCUCAAAUUUUAAAGGAGGAACUCCUGAGUUGAUGCAGGCUUGCUAUGCUAUAUUAGUCCUGGUUCUUCCAUGUGGCCAAGAGAGGUCAUGGACCAAUCCUGAGCUUGAGAUUAUCAAGGUGGUUGCUGAUCAAGUUGCUGUGGCUAUCUCUCAUGCUGCCAUCCUAGAGGAAUCACAGCUCAUGAGAGAUCAAUUGGCCGAGCAGAAUCGUGCACUGCAACAGGCACAGCGAAAUGCAUUGAUGGCAAGUCAAGCAAGGAACUCAUUUCAGAGAGUGAUGAGCCAUGGGAUGAGAAAGCCAAUGCACUCAGUCCUCGGGCUGCUUUCAGUACUGAAAGACGAGAAAUUAAGCAGUGAACAGAAACUAAUUGUUGAUACAAUGAUGAAAACUGGCAAUGUCCUUUCGCUUUUGAUUAAUGAUGUAAUGGACGAUUCACCAAAAGAGAGUGGGAGAUUUCCAUCUGAAUUCAGAUCAUUUGGGCUCCAUGCCUUAGUAACUGAAGCUGGUUGUUUUGCUAAAUGCUUGUGCGCUCAAAAUGGUUUUGGCUUUAGUAUUGAAGUUGAUAGGACUAUACCUGAUAAUGUAUUGGGUGACGAAAAAAGGGUAUUUCAGGUGAUCUUGCAUAUGGUAGGUAACUUGGUGGAGAACAACACCGGUGGUGGGUCUAUGGUUCUCCGGGUGUACUCUCAACAUGGAAGUCAAGGGAGGAAUGAUCAAAGAUGGGCAACCUGGCGAUCAGGCUCUUCUGAUGGAAAUGUUUAUAUCCGAUUUGAAGUUGAGAUUACCAAUACUGCUAUCUUUACAGACGAUUCAGCCUUGGCCUCAAACUACAGUGGUCCAAGAUGCAGUAAUGAGAUUGUGGAUCGCGACUUGAGUUUCAGCGUUUGCCAGAAGCUAGUUCAGUUGAUGCAAGGAAAUAUUUGGGUAGUCCCAAAUCCUCAGGGGUUUCCUCAAAGUAUGGCACUGGUCCUACGUUUCCAGUUACGACCUUCCAUUGGAAUAACGAUCUCUGAAUCAGGAGAACCAUCAUCAGAUAACGCCUCCAACUUUAGUUUAAAGGGCCUUCAAGUAUUAUUAGCCGAUGAUGAUGAUAUCAACAGGGCUGUGACAAAAAAGUUACUCGAGAAGCUGGGUUGUUUAGUUACUGCCGUGUCGUCAGGAUUUGAGUGUCUUAGUGCACUCGGUCCAUCAAGCUCAAAUUACCAAAUAGUCCUCCUAGAACUUCAUAUGAAUGAGCUUGAUGGGUUUGAAGUCGCAACGCAGAUCUGUAAGCUCAGGAGCAGAAGUCGCAGCUGGCCUGUGAUUAUUGCUUUAACAGCUACUGAUGAUGAUGAAUUCUGGGAGAGGUUUAAGCAGGUUGGAAUAAAUGGGGUUAUCAGAAAACCAGUUCUUUUACAGGAAAUCAUCGAUGAGGUUCGUAGAGUCUUAAGUGCAGCCAAAUAAAGCGAUUUUGUGAUACUUUUUAUUGUAAGAAAGAAAAAAAAAAAUCUUGUUUACGAUUCAAACGGAGUGUAAGAAGUUGAGCUCCAAGGUCUCUCUUAUACACAGGUAAAUCAGUAGGUAGGGGAAAGUAUCUCAUUUGUUUGGUGAAUGAAAGGAAAUUAGAGGAAUUAGCAGGUUUAGGAGAUGCUGUAAAGUGUAAAUCUACAUUGAAACACAUAUUGAGAAAAUGCAGUUAUAGAUUGAUGUUAAGAAUUGAGGUAAA
This is a messenger RNA of Chenopodium quinoa (quinoa), 3082 nucleotides long. RefSeq names its product ethylene receptor 2-like. The coding region runs from base 538 to 2820 and encodes 760 amino acids. Gene Ontology annotation, cellular component: endoplasmic reticulum membrane; endoplasmic reticulum. The transcript has 4 exons. Lineage: Eukaryota; Viridiplantae; Streptophyta; Magnoliopsida; Caryophyllales; Amaranthaceae. Gene Ontology annotation, biological process: phosphorelay signal transduction system; response to ethylene. The record is from RefSeq and is a predicted model, not a curated record. Gene Ontology annotation, molecular function: ethylene receptor activity; ethylene binding; protein binding.